Molecule: messenger RNA, 969 nt
Organism: Naegleria fowleri
Lineage: Eukaryota; Heterolobosea; Eutetramitea; Acrasida; Naegleriidae
Exons: 3
Coding region: 1-969 (322 amino acids)
Source: RefSeq, a predicted model, not a curated record
AUGAUUCCAACAACAAACAACACCAAUGAUCAUCAUCAUCACAUUAUGGAAGACUCCCAAGUAUCCUCACCUCCAUCAUCAUCAGCAGCAGCAGCAGUGGUGAGUGAGGAUGCGAUGCAAGAUUCUCAAGUGGAUGAAUCUUUAUCCACCACCACUCUGACCACCACCACUCGUACCACCACCACCUCUUCUUCUUCUUCUAAUAACAAUCAUAACAACACUCCUCCUCUUCCAAUUUCACCUUCACUCGUGGGUUGGACUGAACCCUCCACACUUCAAGAAAAGAGAUCUCUCUAUGCAUGUGGCAAUGAUUUUGUCACUUUGGAUCAAUUAGAGUUAUAUCCAUCGUAUGCUGAAAAGAAUCGACUUGAACAACCAUCGAUUGAAGGUAUUAAAAAAGUAUUCUCUUCCUAUCUCAGAAAUAGAGAAUAUCCAAUAUUAUCUCAAUUCAAUCCUGAACAUGAUGCCAUCAAGAAGGGUUAUUAUGACUAUAAUGAAGCAAUUAAUAAGAAGAUUUCUUUUUUUAGAGGUGAUGUCUCUCAAUUGGAAAUUGAUGCUGUGGUGAAUGCUGCCAAUGAAUCCUUGUUGGGUGGAGGUGGUAUUGAUGGAGCCAUUCAUAGAGCUGCUGGUGGUAUCUUGAGAAAAUACAAUGCUCUUCUUAAUGGAUGUGAUACUGGAUGUACAAAGAUUUCACCUGGAUUUAAAUUACCAGCAAAAUACAUUCUUCAUACAGUUACAAAACCAACUCAACCAAAACCUGAACAAUCAACAAUUAAAAUUUCUCAAGCUCAAAAUAAAGCACGAAAAAUUCACCCUCAACCAAAACCUGAACCAACCCAACAACCAAAACAGGAAACUAAACAUUUAGAAACUCCUCAACUCAAAAUUGAACAAACUGGUCAACCCAAAAACAAAACUAAUUCAAUCUCAAUCUACUCGGACAGCAAUAUCUCAUCCUCAUUUUGUUAA